Molecule: messenger RNA, 1455 nt
Organism: Pisolithus orientalis
Lineage: Eukaryota; Fungi; Basidiomycota; Agaricomycetes; Boletales; Pisolithaceae
Product: cytochrome P450
Exons: 2
Coding region: 183-1289 (368 amino acids)
Molecular function (GO): iron ion binding; heme binding; oxidoreductase activity, acting on paired donors, with incorporation or reduction of molecular oxygen
Source: RefSeq, a predicted model, not a curated record
ACAUUUUCAAAAGUGAUUCUAUCCAAAUCGAGCUGACCCAAGCGAUCGCCGGACUCCAGGAGAACCUCCCGCGCUUGCAAGAGAUCCUACACCACCAGUUAGCCCCCAUCGUCGGACGGACCUUCGCCAAAACUUCAAUUCGCAAGUUUACAACGGUGUACGUGGAACGUCUGCUGCAGGAGAUGAGCAUAUUUGUCGCGCGUUCCGGGAAGGGGACGAAGGCGGUGUCAUUGAUGGAGAUCGGGGGCAGAUGUCGGCUUGCAGCGUUGUGCCAUACACUUUUUGGCGCGUCGUUCACCGAUGAUAUCUACGACGACAUGAACUGUUUGGACGAGAGCAUUUACUCGAGACUGCACAUGGUUCCAUUCAACUGGCGACGGUCCGCAGAGGCGCGCAAGCGCCUCAUCAUUCGAUUCAGUACGUAUAUCGCUCAGGCGGAGGAAGGCAUCGCAUUGGGGGAUCUCAUGACGAGUGCAAUCGACAUCUUCAGAGCAAACAAGCUUGGGCCGGGAGAAAAGGCCGGGGUGUUGCUUGUCUUCCUCUGGGGGAUGUACGCGAAUACGACGCACAUGACCUUUUGGGCACUGACAGAAAUUCUCGCGGACGAGAAACUCGCCGCACAACUGCGUGCAGAGAUUGAUGAUGUGCUACACACGCACGGGGAUAUCGGGAGGGGCGACGCUCCUUGUGUCACUGACCUUCCUGCUUUGCUUCGCGCGGACGCACACGCGCUCGAUGGGCCCGGUCUCUCACUGCUCGACUCGGUCAUCCAGGAGACGAUACGAUUGAGGGUAAUAGCAACUCCUUCACGGCUGGUAUCAUGUGAUACAGAAUUGGUCGUGGACGCGGGAGCGGGUCGACGAGUGAUGGUACGCAAGGGGGAAUAUGUGAUGGCACAUCUGAUGGGCACGCAUUGGGAUGCGCGAUGGUACGAACAGCCGGACAGGUUUGUGCCGGACAGGUUUGUCGCGGGCAGGUAUGCGAGCGGAGUGGAAAGGGUUGAUGGCGACAACUCGACACGGCAAAAGCGAACCAAACUGCCGUUCUUUGGUUGGGGAGGCGGACGUGACAUUUGCAAGGGACGGCACCUUGCCGCCUACGAGAUGAAGCUCCUCAUCGCGCUCUGCGUGCACCACCUACACAUCUCGCACGCGGACUCUGGUAAACAUGAGUUCGGCCCCAGUUUGACGGACCCGUUGCCCCCCAGGGCGAAAAAACAAAGUGUCGGUGUUCAGCAGGCAGAACAUGAUGUGAUGGUGCGGCUGAACUUGGUAGGGGGAGGAAACUGAGCUGUUCAUGGUAUGUACCUAGGAUAGGUGUCGACAUGUAAAAUAGCUAUUGCCGGAAUGUUCAAUAGACGUACCUACAACCGAGAAAGUGCAUGGAAGGCUGAGCAUCAUUCCAAAUGGCUCUCUUCCAGAAAACGAGGCUGUAAGGUUGUUCCAAGAACGAGGC